AUGUUUCGAGCCCGGCGAUACCGAGUUCUGCUAAUCUUUGCAGCUGUAUUUGUCUUGGCCAUCAUUCAUUUUAGUCGAUCUCGCCAGCCCCCUACAGUGACACUGGGAGUACCUCCGCCUGUCGAUCGGCCGGGCUCUUACCCUCAAAGUCCACCCGCAGCGGACAACAAAGGACCUGCACCAGAGACCCCUCUGCCAACGCCUCUACCGAAGGGCUCGACUGAUCCCAGUACAUCAGACGACAAGGUCCCUUCGCAGCCUCCCCACCCAGACAACGGUUUAUCGACCCCUGAACACCCCAAACCGUCGGACGAACCGCAGUCUAAGGAGGAUGGGCCUCAUUUCCCGAACAACUCUGGCUCGCAGAGUCAGGGUACACUAGACUCGGACCGGCUUGAGGAUCUACCGGUGCCUCAUUGGAAGAAAUUGCCAGAGCGAUAUCCUGUCACACCCGCAGAUUUGAUCAAAUUACCGACCGGCAAAUCUAAGUCUCUGCCGAAACUGCAGGCUAAAUUCUCCGAUGAAGCAUCUGAAGAUAGGAUCAAACGGCUAAACAGAUUGUCCACCAUCAGGGCAACAUUCGAACAUGCAUGGAACGGAUAUAAGACGAAUGCUAUGGGUCACGAUGAGGUCAUGCCGCUCCGCGGUGGAUUUCGAGAUCCUUUCAAUGGGUGGGGUGCAACACUCGUUGACACGUUGGACACUCUUUGGAUCAUGGGUUUGGAGGAAGAAUUCUCUAUUGCUAUCGAUCAGGUGAAGAAAAUAGACUUUACGACAAACAAGAAGAGCGAGAUUCCGGUUUUCGAAACGGCAAUCCGAUAUCUCGGUGGUCUACUGGGUGCCUACGACAUCUCGGGACAUAAGUACGACUUGCUCCUGGAGAAAGCGGUCGAAUUGGCGGAAGUGUUGAUGGGUGCCUUUGAUACGCCCAACCGGAUGCCGAUGCUCUUUUACAAGUGGAAGCCGGGAGACGCAUCAAAUCCUCAUCGUGCUAGUGCCAUGUCCGUCCUUGCCGAACUGGGCUCUCUUUCGGUAGAAUUCACACGCUUAGCACAAUUGACCAGGGAUGACAAGUACUAUGAUGCAAUUGCACGGAUCACGAAUGAGUUGGAGAAAUUCCAAAGCCAAACUAGCAUGCCGGGCCUGUGGCCGAUGAAGGUCGAUGCUUCUGGAUGUACAGUUUCUCAAUCCCGAACUGGCCACGAGGCCCCGCGUGAUUUACCACGGAACUCUUCCAUCCCUACGACUGCCCCUACGGCUGCUGAAAGCACGAUAUCUUACCCGACUGACGCGGAAAGUUACAGAAUUCUUUUGGACUCACGCCAGCUGCAUGAAGACGCACAGCCAGCCAUCUACGACACAAACCCCCAGCUCCCAGCUCCCAAGGCCCAUGAAAUUCCAACUUCAACUGGAGACUCUGCGGGGUACUGCAAAGGGGGGCUUACCAAUGCGCCGGGGUCCUUCCAAUUUGGGCUCGCGGCCCCCGGGGAUUCGACAUAUGAAUACCUUCCUAAGGAAUAUAUGCUUUUAGGCGGUCUCAACGAACAGUAUCGUACAAUGUAUGAGAAGACCGCGGAUGCGGCGCGAAAGCAUCUCCUCUUCCGGCCCAUGAUCAAAGACGACCGUGACGUCCGCUUUUUAGCUACCGUCACCAAACCCCGACUGGACGCCGAAUUCGUCUAUCAGUAUGAGGGGGCACAUCUGACCUGCUUCGCUGGCGGCAUGUUUGCCAUUGGGUCUAAGUUGUUCGGAAUUGACAGUGAUCUUCAGCUCGCAGCUAAAUUGACGGAUGGGUGUGUAUGGGCGUAUGAGUCUACGAAGACCGGUAUCAUGCCCGAACAAUUUCAGAUGAUACCCUGCAAAGACGAUGAACCGUGUGUGUGGGACGAGAGUAAGUACUGGAAGGCUUUGGAUCCUAACGAGGAGCAACGUCUUGCUAGGGGCAAGAUGCAGAAGGAGCUUAGCGCGAAGACGGAGGAGAAGAAGGAUGAAAUGAGAGGAAUCCAGACCAACGGGACGUCUCCCACUCCAAGAUCACUUCGCGAGAAGCGUGACCCCGAGCGAGGCAAUUGGCACGUCGUCGCCAGCCCUACACAUACACCUAAACCUAGUGAUUCUAGCGACGUAGAGGGACGGGGCCCUAAAGGAUCUCCGGCAGAUUCAACGCUGUCUCACGAAGAAUUUGCUUUGUCGCGGAUCCAGAACGAGCAUCUUCCGCCGGGUGUGGUCCGCAUUAACUCUCGCAUCUAUCUCCUUCGCCCUGAAGCCAUUGAGUCCGUCUUCAUCAUGUACCGCCUCACUGGUGAGGAAUACUGGCGCGAGAAGGGUUGGAAGAUGUUUGAGGCCAUCGCCAAGUAUACUCGGACGGAGGUAGCGCAUGCCACGAUCAAGGACGUCACCGUCGAAAAACCGACAAAAUCCGAUGAGAUGCAGUCGUUUUGGCUCGCAGAGACCUUGAAAUACUUUUAUCUACUCUUCAGUGAGCCAGACGUGGUAGAUCUCGACGAAUAUGUUCUGAACACUGAAGCGCAUCCUUUCAAACGCCCCGUAUACUAG
Molecule: messenger RNA, 2556 nt
Organism: Aspergillus bombycis
Lineage: Eukaryota; Fungi; Ascomycota; Eurotiomycetes; Eurotiales; Aspergillaceae
Product: class I alpha-mannosidase 1A
Exons: 3
Coding region: 1-2556 (851 amino acids)
Biological process (GO): carbohydrate metabolic process; N-glycan processing
Cellular component (GO): Golgi membrane; endoplasmic reticulum
Molecular function (GO): calcium ion binding; mannosyl-oligosaccharide 1,2-alpha-mannosidase activity
Source: RefSeq, a predicted model, not a curated record